CCAGCAAUGGCAGUCGUCACGUAGAUCGCAGCCCACAAGACUCCAGUGGCCGUAGCUGGCCCGCUCCCCUUCCCCAUGCAUGUGCUAUCCACUUACUUCUCUCUCUCUCUCUCUCUCUCUCUCUAUCCUGCUCUCCUCUGUGAAACCCUAGAACUUUCCUUCUCGGACGAACCAUGGCCGAUCGACCCGUAGCUCUUUUCCUCCCGACGGCGGCUCACAUCCUGCUGCUGCUCCUUUUAGCCGGCGCCGCGUCCAGGAGCGCGGCCGAUACAAACCUUGGCGACCUUGCGUCAAUGCAGGUCCUCGCCACCGCCCUCGGCGCUGACAAGGUCCUCGACUGGUCCGCCUCCGCCGACCCCUGCACCGCCUGGGCCGGCGUCGCCUGCUCCGACGGCCGCGUCACGGCCAUCCAGGUCGGCAACCGCAGCCUUGCUGGCUCCCUCCCUGCCGACGUCCGCAACCUCACCUCCCUCGUCCGGCUUGAGCUCCAGAACAACCGCCUCGCCGGGCCGCUCCCUUCCCUCGCUGGCCUCGCCUCCCUGCAGGUCCUCCUCUUCCACGGCAACCUCUUCUCCUCCAUUCCCCCCGACUUUUUCUCCGGCCUCUCCUCCCUCCAGGCCGUGUUCCUCGACGACAACCCCCUCGCUGCGUGGCCCCUUCCCGCCAGCCUCAGCGACGCCGCCGCCCUCGUCAACUUCUCUGCCAACAAUGCCAAUGUCUCCGGCCCCCUCCCGGACUUCCUCGCCACCGCCUUUCCCGGGCUCGACCACCUCGGCCUUGCCUUCAACCUCCUCUCUGGCCCCGUCCCUUCAGCUUUUGCGGCGGCUUCCUUCCGUUCGCUCUGGCUGAACAACCAGGUGGGACCGAGCCGCCUCAACGGCGGGAUCGCCUUCGUCGAGAACAUGACCGCCCUCGAGGAGCUCUGGCUCCAGUCCAACGGCUUCUCCGGGCCGCUUCCGGACUUCUCCGCCCUCACAAACCUGCGCAAUCUGGAGCUCCGGGAUAAUCAGCUCACCGGCGUCGUUCCCCGCUCCUUGGUCGAGCUGAAAUCGCUUUCCAAAGUUACGCUCACCAAUAACCUGCUGCAGGGGCCCGUGCCCGUCUUCCCGGAUUCUGUGACUCUAGACCUCGUCCCUGGAAGCGAGAGCUUUUGUCUGAAGUCAGCAGGGGAGUGCGACGACCGAGUCACACUCUUGCUAUCCAUCGCCAAAAGCUUCGGCUACCCGGAACGAUUCGCAGAGAAUUGGAAGGGGAACGACCCCUGCGGGUGGCUGGGCAUCAGCUGUGAUGCCGAUGGCAACAUCACUGUGAUCAAUUUCUCGAGGAUGAGCCUCAAUGGUACGAUCUCACCUGAUUUCAGUGCGUUCACCUCAUUGCAGAGGCUGCUGCUGCCGAAUAAUAAUCUCACGGAGACAAUUCCAUCCACGCUCACCAAUCUGACGUCGCUGAAGGAAUUGGACGUGUCCAACAACAUGCUCUGGGGGAAAAUUCCAAGCUUCAGCAAGAAUGUAUUGGUGAAGACUGGUGGGAAUGUGAAUAUGGGGAAGGAUGUUGCUCCGCCAGGUUCGGACUCUGGUUCUGCUCCUAAUGGUAGCGACUCAGCUCCAGCAGGGUCUGUUGAUGUGAGCGGCAAUAGCGGUGGGAAGGCUUCUUCUGGCUCUGUAGGUGUGAUUGCUGGUUCUGUGAUCGCUGUGGUUGCCGGUGUCAGCCUUGUUGGACUGUUGAGUUUCUGCUAUUACAAGAAGAAGCUGCAGAAUUCCGGGAGGGUUCAGAGUCCAAACACUACAGUCAUACACCCACGCCAUUCGGGGUCAGACCAGGACAUGGUGAAGAUCACCGUCGUUGGCUCAAGCAUGAACGGUGGCGCAACUGCCAGUGAAUCUUACAGCCAGGCGAGUAGUGGCCCGAGUGAUGUUCAUGUAGUCGAUGCAGGGAAUAUGGUGAUCUCUAUUCAGGUCCUUAGGAAUGUGACCAACAAUUUCAGUGAAGAGAACAUUCUGGGGCGUGGUGGAUUUGGUACGGUCUACAAGGGUGAGCUCCAUGAUGGCACCAAGAUUGCAGUCAAGAGGAUGGAGGCAGGCGUCAUGGGGACGAAGGGUCUGAAUGAAUUCAAAUCUGAGAUUGCAGUCCUCACGAAGGUCAGGCACCGGAAUUUGGUCUCGCUUCUCGGUUACUGUUUGGAUGGGAAUGAGAGACUGUUGGUCUAUGAGUACAUGCCUCAGGGGACGCUGAGUCGCCAUCUUCUGGACUGGAAGGAGGAAGGAUUGAAGCCUUUGGAAUGGAAAAAAAGGCUAAGCAUCGCACUGGAUGUGGCAAGGGGUGUGGAGUAUUUACACAAUUUGGCGCAUCAGAGCUUUAUCCACAGGGAUCUUAAGCCUUCCAACAUCCUUCUUGGGGAUGACAUGAAAGCUAAAGUUGCAGAUUUUGGCCUUGUCCGACUUGCACCAGAUGGGAAAGGUUGUUCUGUUGAAACAAGGCUGGCUGGUACCUUUGGUUAUCUAGCUCCAGAGUAUGCUGUGACCGGUCGUGUCACCACAAAAGCUGAUGUGUAUAGCUUCGGAGUGAUACUGAUGGAGCUGAUCACCGGUCGGAAGGCAUUGGACGAGAGCCAACCGGAGGAAAGUGUGCACCUGGUUACAUGGUUCCGCAGGAUGCAACUCAACAAGGACACAUUCCGAAAGGCCAUAGACCCAACCAUCGACCUCGACGAGGAGACCUUCACGAGCAUCAGCACCGUCGCAGAGCUUGCAGGCCACUGCUGUGGCAGAGAACCUCACCAGAGGCCGGAUAUGAGCCAUGCGGUCACCGUACUGGCAUCACUCGCGGAGCUAUGGAAGCCCUCCGAUCCCGACUCAGAAGACAGCUACGGGAUCGACCUCGACAUGUCACUCCCCCAAGCACUGAAGAAAUGGCAGGCAUUCGACGACAGCAGCCAUUUCGACGGAGCCACAUCAUCAUUCCUUGCGAGCUUGGACAACACCCAGACCAGCAUACCGACGAGGCCACCUGGCUUUGCGGAUUCCUUCACCUCAGCCGAUGGAAGAUAAAUCAGUCAUGAGAACCGCGUGUUCUCAGCUCUGUUCAUUCUUGUGUACUUGUGUUUGGCUUUGCUUUUGCUACUUCCCGUGUUGUGGCUCUCUGCCAUUCCUCCUCGUCAGCUGUGACGUCUGUACUCGCUCCCCUUAGUCGUUCCCUUUAAAUUACUUGCCUUUUUAGCAA
Molecule: messenger RNA, 3219 nt
Organism: Musa acuminata AAA Group (dessert banana)
Lineage: Eukaryota; Viridiplantae; Streptophyta; Magnoliopsida; Zingiberales; Musaceae
Product: receptor protein kinase TMK1
Exons: 2
Coding region: 174-3047 (957 amino acids)
Biological process (GO): protein phosphorylation
Molecular function (GO): ATP binding; protein kinase activity; protein binding
Source: RefSeq, a predicted model, not a curated record